AUGAACAAGUUUUGUGCUUUGUUAAUUGUCGCUUUUCUAAGCAGCGUGGCGUGUAGAAGAUUAGCGCGGCAGACAACAGAAGAAUUAGAUGACAGAUACGGCUUUAACCAGCCAUGGCAAAGACCUCAGAACCCAUGGAUGAGGCCCAAUCAGCCGUGGAUGCGGCCCAGUGACCCUUGGGGCAGACCCAUGAACCCAAUGGAUCCUUUCCCCAAUCCUAAUCCAAUCCCCACAGCACCAACGCCGGCCCCCACACAGGCACCUGGCGGGUCUACGACAGAAUCCCCUGAUGUUCUAGCCUGUCAGCGGAACUGUCCAGGAACACCUGAGUACAAUCCAGUAUGUGGCUCCAAUGGUAAAGAUUACGACAACCCUGGCCGACUUUACUGUGCCCAGAUGUGUGGAAUUUCUGUGACGAUGCUACGACAAUCAAAGUGCCCCACAACGCCAGCUCCUACCAUAUAG
This is a messenger RNA of Pieris macdunnoughi, 465 nucleotides long. Lineage: Eukaryota; Metazoa; Arthropoda; Insecta; Lepidoptera; Pieridae. The record is from the annotation of a GenBank genome assembly.